UUUAUAUUUAUAUUUAUUAAAAUUCUCGUGUAGUUUAACUCAGUAAAUAAAAGAGACUGCCCCCCACCCAAAAGUCUGCACAUAGUGAGUUAUAGGGACGUGCGUUUACCAUAACUAGAUUACGUGAGAGUCCGAGUGGAAAAAGGAAACAACAAAUUUGACCGUAUGAUUUCGGAUUCUCGUAACAAAUCGGAAUUUCUUAUUGGUGUGUGUGACGCAGUGUAUGAGUGUGUGUGGUGUGGUGCGUGAAAAGCGAGCGAGAGGCGCGUGCAUUACAAUAAUUGCACAAACAACAAACCAUCAACUAACUAGAGUGAGAGAGAGGGGGGUGGCCGUGGCUUUCUUCGUCGUCGUCGUCGUGGAAGUGGGAGAGAGAGAUCAGCAGGAACAACAAAACGCCGAGAUUUGUUCCGUUCACCCCCCAAAUCAGACUCCCCCGCGCCCAACCACUAACUGUUGUUUGUGUGGCAGGGGUGUUCUUGGGGCAUUGAAAAUUUCCGCGUUGACAAUAGAAAAUAAAGUCAAGAGUACGGUUAUACUAUGAACAAGUGGAACGACUAGACAAAUAACAGCAACAAAAAUCGAAUAGCUGCGAGCGAGGCCGCGGCCAGAACCAAUCGAAGGACUGGGCUGGCCAGGACGCACACACACACUCGCACACACAAAUAUCGACGCCGACAGAAAUGGAUGUCCUGGAACUGUUGCGUGCGAGUGGCACAAACAUGUACGACAUAUUCUUAUCGGAUCCCUGGUGGGACUACAUCACCCAACAGCUCAAAGUGACGAUGUACCUGUACUGCGCCCUUGGCGUGCUUUGCGUCGUGUUCCUUGGCUGGUUCGUGUACUUCAAGUAUAUAACACGAUUGCGGCUGCGCGAUGAGAUUGCCACCUCGCAGAGUGAGAUGACCCUCGCCUCGAGCGGGGAUCUGCGCGGACCACGCUUUCGCAAGCGAGACAAGAUGCUGUUCUACGGCAGGCGCAUGCUGCGCAAGAUGAAGAACGUCAGCGGGCAGAUGUACAGCAAUGGCAAGGGCUACAAGCGGCGAGCGGUGAUGCGAUUCGCACGCCGCAUCCUUCAGCUGCGUCGCGACAAUAUGCCGCUGGAGGUGCGCACCGUGGAGCCGCCAGCGGAGUACCUGGAGGAGACCAUGGAGGGCAGCGAUCGAGUGCCCCCAGAUGCCCUCUACAUGCUGCAGAGCAUUCGCAUCUUUGGGCACUUCGAGAAGCCAAUCUUUCUGCGCUUGUGCAAGCACACCCAGUUGCUGGAGCUGAUGGCCGGUGACUAUCUGUUCAAGAUCACCGACCCGGACGACAGCGUCUACAUUGUGCAGUCGGGCCUGAUCAAUGUGUACAUCAUGAAUGCUGACGGCAGCACGCUCUCCCUCAAGACAGUCCGCAAGGGCGAGUCGGUGACGUCGCUGCUCAGCUUCGUUGAUGUCCUCUCUGGUCAUCCCAGCUACUACAAGACGGUGACGGCCAAGGCAAUGGAGAAAUCGGCAGUCAUUCGACUGCCCAUGGCGGCCUUCCAGGAAGUGUUCCAGGACAGUCCGGAUGUGAUGAUCCGUGUGAUUCAGGUGAUAAUGAUACGACUGCAGCGUGUGCUGUUUACGGCGCUGCGCAACUACCUCGGCCUCAAUGCAGAGCUCGUGCAGAACCACAUGCGGUUCAAGGGCAGCAGUCAGGCGCCCACCGGUUGCUGUUCACAAACAUCGCGACAGGCCAACGCCACAGGAUCGGCAUCGGCGACGGCAGCGGCCGCGUCUGUCGUGGGUGCAGCCAUAAAUACGGCACUGCCAAGGCCAUACAGCUCCCUGUCGCGUCACUCACAGGACGAGCAGCACACGCUGUCCAACCCGAAUCCGGGCAUACCAAAUCUAGAGCUGGCUGGCGACACAGUGAACACGCUCUAUGGCGACAUGAAUGGCCUUAGGCUGAAUAGCGAAUUUUUGUAUCACAAUCGUGAGUCGGACGGUAAUCUGGCCAAUCGUCGCGGCUCCACAGCGCAUCUGGAACAGCCCGAGGUGGGUCCAGUGCCGUCCAUUGAUAUGCGUCUGGUCCGGGCAUCGGCGGUGGAGAGCUUGCGCAAGGAGCUGGGCCUGCCCGAAACGGAUGCCCACAUCAUAGAUCCCUUUGUGGAGGUGCAGGAAUUUGAGGCGAAUGUCACCCUCAUCACUGAGGGCAAUGCGGAUGAUGUGUGCGUGUGGUAUGUGAUGACCGGCACACUGGCCGUCUAUCAGGGCAAUGCCGAUGCGACGCGCGGCAAGCAGGAUAAAACGGAUAUGCUCAUCCAUCAUGUGCAUCCCGGGGAGAUAGUGGGCGGCCUGGCCAUGCUCACGGGCGAGGCCAGUGCGUACACAAUUCGUUCGCGUAAUAACAGUCGCGUGGCAUUCAUCAGACGUGCCGCCAUAUACCAAAUUAUGCGUCAGCGUCCGCGCAUUGUGCUGGAUCUGGGCAAUGGGGUGGUGCGGCGCCUGUCGCCGCUGGUGCGCCAAUGCGAUUAUGCCCUGGACUGGAUAUUUCUGGAGUCCGGACGGGCGCUCUAUCGGCAGGAUGAGAGCAGCGACAGCACGUAUAUUGUGCUCAGUGGACGCAUGCGUUCUGUGGUUACGCAUCCUGGCGGCAAGAAGGAGAUCGCUGGCGAGUACGGCAAGGGUGAUCUUGUGGGCAUUGUGGAGAUGAUCACCGAAACGUCGCGCACCACCACAGUGAUGGCGGUGCGUGACUCGGAGUUGGCCAAACUCCCGGAGGGUCUCUUCAAUGCCAUCAAGCUGCGCUACCCGAUUGUGGUGACCAAGCUGAUCAGCUUCCUUAGCCACCGCUUUCUCGGCUCGAUGCAGACGCGCCCCACAGCUGGGGCGCCUGGGGCACCCGUCGAGGCCAAUCCCGUCACGCACAAAUACUCCACGGUGGCCCUGGUGCCCAUCACAGACGAUGUGCCGCUGACACCAUUCACCUAUGAGCUCUACCAUUCACUGUGUGCCAUCGGUCCUGUCCUGCGUCUAACAUCGGACUUGGCGCGCAAGCAGCUGGGUUCGAAUAUAUUCGAGGCGGCGAACGAAUACCGACUCACCUCGUGGCUGGCCCAGCAGGAGGAUCGCAACAUAAUCACCCUCUAUCAGUGUGACAAUGCGCUGAGUCCGUGGACCCAGCGGUGUAUGCGCCAAGCGGAUGUCGUCCUCAUUGUGGGCCUCGGCGAUCACUCUCAUGCGGUGGGAAAGUUUGAGCGCGAAAUCGAUCGCCUGGCGUUGCGCACGCAAAAGGAACUGGUUCUGCUCUACUCGGAGGCGACCUCCUCGAAGCCGGCCAAUACGCUCAGCUGGCUGAACGCUCGUCCAUGGGUGACCAAGCAUCAUCAUGUGCUCUGUGUGAAGCGCAUCUUUACGCGCAAAAGUCAAUACCGCAUCAAUGAUCUCUACAGUCGUGUACUGCUGUCCGAACCGAAUAUGCAUUCCGAUUUCUCGCGCCUGGCCCGCUGGCUGACGGGCAAUUCGAUUGGUCUCGUUUUGGGCGGCGGCGGGGCACGUGGUGCUGCUCAUAUUGGCAUGCUGAAGGCCAUACAGGAGGCGGGCAUACCAAUCGAUAUGGUCGGAGGCGUCAGUAUUGGUGCACUGAUGGGUGCACUCUGGUGCUCGGAGCGUAACAUUACCACGGUCACACAGAAGGCGCGAGAGUGGUCAAAGAAAAUGACCAAAUGGUUCCUACAACUCUUGGAUCUAACCUAUCCCAUAACAUCGAUGUUCUCCGGGCGGGAGUUCAAUAAGACCAUCCAUGAUACCUUCGGUGAUGUGAAUAUUGAGGAUCUGUGGAUACCCUACUUCACCCUCACAACGGAUAUCACCGCCAGUUGCCAUCGCAUCCACACCAACGGAUCUCUGUGGCGCUAUGUACGCUCCUCCAUGUCGCUUAGCGGCUACAUGCCGCCCCUCUGCGACCCCAAAGAUGGGCACCUGCUACUGGAUGGCGGCUAUGUAAAUAACUUGCCAGGUCACCUGUGGCGCUACUGCCGUGCCAGCAUGUCCAUCGCUGGUGUCUUUCCGCCUUUCUGUGAUUACCGCGACGGCCAUCUCCUCCUCGAUGGCUGCUACACAAACAAUGUGCCAGCUGAUGUGAUGCACAACCUGGGCGCCGCUCACACAAUCGCCAUCGAUGUAGGCUCCCAGGAUGAUACUGAUCUGACCAACUACGGGGACGAUCUAAGCGGCUGGUGGCUGCUCUACAAGAAGUGGAAUCCUUUCACAUCGCCCGUAAAGGUGCCCGAUCUGCCCGACAUUCAAUCGCGGCUUGCCUACGUUUCGUGCGUUCGACAAUUGGAGGAGGUGAAGAACUCGGAUUACUGUGAAUACAUUCGACCGCCCAUCGACAAGUACAAGACCCUGGCGUUUGGCAGCUUCGAUGAGAUCCGGGACGUGGGCUAUGUGUUUGGCAAGAACUACUUUGAGGCUAUGGCGAAGGCGGGACGGUUGGGCAGAUUCAAUCAGUGGUUCAACAAGGAGCCGCCCAGACGCAGCAACCAUGCCUCACUCAACGAGUACACGUUCAUCGAUUUGGCGCAGAUCGUGUGCCGGCUGCCGGAGACCUAUGGCGUGAACGCGGCGGAUCUAUUCAGCGAAGACGAAGACUGCGAUGGUUACAUAUCGGAGCCAACCACACUGAACACGGAUAUGCGACGCUAUCAGGUACCGCGUGCCGGCAACUCGUUGUCAUUUUCUGAGACUGAAAUGGACAUGGACUCCGAUGUGGAGAUGGAUUUGAAAAUGGAGCGCAAAAAGGACAAGUCCACGCAGGCCACACCGCCACUGCAGAGCAAGGCACAUAUGCUGCGGCGCAAGCACUCGAGGGAAGAGGCUAGACACGAAUGGGAAAUUAAGCGCGAGCAGAAGCAGGAGCUGGCGCGCGAGCAGGAUCUGGAGCGGGAGAAGGAACUGAAUCAAAAGGGUCGACUGGUCGAGGCGGAUGACAAUGGGGAGGAGACAGGCGUACCCGCACAGACCUCGCUGAUAUACACAGAAGACGACGAGGAGAUGGACAGAAGUGAAGUGAAUAAAGACAACGAAAGGGAUGAGGAGAGUAGGGCAGAGGUCAAGCAGGAAAAGGAGCAGCAAAAGGAGAGCCGAAGCGAUGCGAAUAACGAAACCAAAAACUAGCUAUAGUCAACACAAUCAAGGCCAUGUCCAAAACAGCAAACAGCAAGCAAACGCCUCCACAUGCUGUAAACCACCCAAUCAAUCUCCAACGAAACAAACCAACAAAAAA
Messenger RNA from Drosophila subobscura, 5253 nucleotides. It is a transcript of the gene sws, whose product is annotated as neuropathy target esterase sws. Gene Ontology annotation, molecular function: phosphatidylcholine lysophospholipase A1 activity. The record is from RefSeq and is a predicted model, not a curated record. Bases 684 to 5144 code for a protein of 1486 amino acids. The transcript is spliced from 12 exons. Gene Ontology annotation, cellular component: endoplasmic reticulum. Gene Ontology annotation, biological process: phosphatidylcholine metabolic process. Lineage: Eukaryota; Metazoa; Arthropoda; Insecta; Diptera; Drosophilidae.